AUACAUAUAUAUAUAAAGAGAGACAGAGAGGUGUUCCUUGCUUACAUUGUUAGGGGAGAUCCUUUCAUUUACAGCCUUCUUUAACUCUGCCUGUAUGAGCUCACCCAAGCUUCAAUCUUCCAAAGAAUAAUCUUCACCUAGUUCACCUUUGGUGUAUGUGAGAGAGAGAGAUAGAGAGAGAGAGAGAGAGAGAGAGAGAAACCCUAUAUAACUGUACCCUUGACCAUUCAGUCUCAAGCUGUGUAGGUUUCAAAUCACCCCGUAUAGAAAUGAAGACAAUUGAUAGCUUCAAUAAAGAAGAACAUGAACCACAAGAUCAUACCAACAAGAAAACCACUAUUGUUCCAGACCUACAAGAAGAACAAGAACAAGAAAAGGAACAAGAUGAUGAUGAUGAUGUCCAACUAGAACAGGUUAACCAUAAUUCACCGAGUACAAGUAGACCCAAAAAUGGAUCAACCUCAAGCAACAGCACAGUCGAAGAGAGCGACAAGAAGAAUAACUCCGGGUCGGGUUAUGUGCGACCCUAUGUUCGUUCCAAGAAUCCCAGACUCCGGUGGACACCUGAACUUCAUCUCCGAUUUAUUCAUGCAGUUGAUAAAUUAGGAGGCCAAGAAAGAGCAACACCCAAGUUAGUUCUCCAGAUGAUGAACAUCAAAGGUCUUAGCAUCUCUCAUGUCAAAAGUCAUCUUCAAAUGUAUAGAAGCAAGAAGUUUGAAGACCCUGAACCUCAAGUUGAUUCAGAACAAGGGUUUCUUUAUGAAGGAGAUGAUCAUCAUAUUUACAACCUUAGCCAACUUCCCAUGCUCCAGAGUUUUACUCAAAAACCAAUUCCCAAGUUUAGUUUAUGGAGUCACGAUAUGAGCCCGGAUUACAGCCAUUUUGUGGAUGGACUUAGCCAUGGAGCUUAUGGUUCAAGAGCAGGGAGAUUCAUCUUCAACAAUUCUACUUUGACACGUGGCCACGAAAGCAAUAACACCGAAGAAUCGUUAAGAUUAAUUAGAGAUCCCAAUGGAUUGUCAAAAGAUGAUCAAAUCCAAGAUAAAAUGGUAUUGAAAAGAAAGACAAACAACCAACUGCAGGAUGAAGAAAAUCCCAGUCUUGAUCUGAGUCUUUCACUACAAAUCGUUACCCAAGAACAUGAUGAUACAAAACACGAUGCGAGUAAUUUAUCGCUAUCAUUGUUUUCCUCAAAUUCUACUAAAAACCCAAGUAGUCUAAGAAGAUCAAAGCAUGCAAAAAUAGAUGAGGGUAAUAGUAGUACAACACUAGAUUUGACUUUGUGAAAGAAACAAAAGUCUAUGGUGUUCAAGUGAGAUUCUGAAGGUACUUUAAUAUUAAUAUAUUGUGCUGAAAAUAUAUUUUUUUUAUGGGUUGUUAAUAUUCACACACCCCUUCUCUCUAUCUCUCUCUAUAUAUUCCAUAUACAUAUAGAGAGAGAGAGAGAGAGAGAGAUAGAGUGAAAAGUAUGUGGGAAUAACAAUUUAGGGAUGUGGGAAUAGAAUGAGCUUUUUUUACGUCGCAAAGGCGUAAGGAUUGUUCCUCGGUUGUGUCA
Molecule: messenger RNA, 1555 nt
Organism: Helianthus annuus (common sunflower)
Lineage: Eukaryota; Viridiplantae; Streptophyta; Magnoliopsida; Asterales; Asteraceae
Product: two-component response regulator ARR18
Exons: 5
Coding region: 270-1286 (338 amino acids)
Molecular function (GO): DNA binding; DNA-binding transcription factor activity
Source: RefSeq, a predicted model, not a curated record